AUGGCUGAAGACAACGCCGAGACCACGCGCAAGCUGGCAUCUCAACUACGUGCAAGUCUAUCAGCGCUCAAACGUGACGUGGCUAUAUCAUUUCGGCUCUGUAGUCACGACUUUGGUGUGCUUGGUACAGAGCUCGUCUCUGCACUAGAGCGAGGCAAAACGCGCGAGCGCGCGUCAUUUGAAGCUUUGGCCCGCGAGCGUGCGGCUCGUGGUCACCUAGAGACACGGCUGGCCGAGACAGAAGGGUGUAUCCGUGUGAUUUGCCGCGUGCGUCCCAUGCCGCCAACCAGCAUCGGCUCCAGUGGUGACGAUAGCGAGGGUUUGAGUCCUGAUAAACGGCGCAAACGUGUACAGGUUGAGUCAGCGCAGGAGUUAAGCGUAUAUUCGCCUGUGGACGGCGCAUUAUACAGAAGCUUCUCGUUUAGCCGUGUCUUUCAUGAGCAACAUUCUCAAUCCACAGUUUUUAAGGAGGUGGCGCCACUUGUGCUCUCGACAGUCGCGGGCCGACACGCCUGCGUGUUCGCUUAUGGCCAGACCGGAUCGGGUAAGACCCAUACAAUGCAGGGUACAAAGUGUGACAAAGGUCUGUACUAUCGAGCAGCCGAGCUUAUAUUUGACUCGGUGGCACAACAGCAGCAUGUCUAUGACUUUCAAGUAAGGAUUCAGAUUGUGGAAAUCUACAACGAGGAGAUUUAUGAUUUAUUGGCCCAGCCUUGCACCAGUAGCUGUUUAAUAGGUACAGCGACAGCUUCUACUUCUAUCGGCUUAGCUGACAGUACUUCGCCCACGAGAUCAACCACGGGCUGUCAUACCAGCGCCAGUAGUAUGUGUGGUUUUCCGUCGAGAAACCUUUCAGCUGCUGUAGAAUUCCGCCACGGUGAUAAUGGUGUUUAUCUAAACAACGUGGAGACAGUCACAGUUUCGGAUAUCGAGAGAUUUCAUGAUGCAAUUAAUCGAGCUAUUUCCAGUCGCAUGACGGCGAAAUAUGACCGCAGCAACCGUUCACACACUAUUCUAAUGUUUGAUAUUCAGCGUAACAGUAAAUCAAAUGGAGAGAAAGACACAGGCAGAUUGGCUCUUGUGGACCUGGCUGGCUCGGAACGGCUCAUCAAGACAGCAGAUACACCCGCACUCACCAUACGAGAAUCGCAACACAUUAAUAAAUCCCUUGCGGCUGUGGGUGACGUUUUAUCAGCUUUGUUAGCAAAAGAAAAGCAUGUCCCGUUUCGGAAUUCAAAACUUACUCACCUUUUACAAAAUUUGUUAAGCGGCAACCUGAACCGGACUUUAUUGCUCGUGCAUGUGAGCUCCAGAAGCGCUGACGUGCACGAGACUAUUAACUCAUUAAAAUUCGCGUCACGUGUCAGUCAUGUUCAAAUGGGUAAAUCGCGUCGCACCGAGCGAGCGGAGAUUUCCAGACUGAACGGAGUGGUCGCUAGCCAAGUCUCCCAAAUUCAGACUCUCCAGGAGAAAUUAUCAGCAGAGCUUGAGUUGCGCAGGAAAUAUGAAAAAAGGCUCGAAGAGUAUCGUCAAGAUGAACAUCGUCGUAAGCUUAAGGUUGAUGAGACCAGAAAAGCUCUGCAGCAAGUGAGAACCCCUUCACCGCCAGAAUUUCCACCUCCGAUCACUUCGCGCAGGUGGAGCUUGUACGCUCAAAAAGAAAAACUCGCCAAUGAUCAAGGGUUGAAUGGCAUCGAGAACGUUGCCGAAAAUAUACUGCGCGGUAAUGAGUCGUCACCGGAAACAACAGAUGCAAAGUUACCGAACAACGGCAAGCCAAGUGGUAUAUCGCCUCCGACAAUUUUUUCAAGGCGCCUAAGUUUGUCAGUCUUGGCCCCUAGAGAAUCUAGAGCCAAAGGAAGAGAUCGUUCGCUUCCAAUUUCUGGAAAACGAAAACGAACUAACGUUUCCGAAAAAAUUCGCAGUAUUUUAAAAAAACAACGUGGCAAUGAUGCAAGCGCAAUCGACUCAGACGCAGAUGCUGAUGGCAUUACUUUAGCUUCCAAGCAAGUUUCGUUUGAUUUGUCUCUAAAAACCAUUGGAGCGUCGUCUUCCAUACCAUACUCGGAAUCCAACGCCGCGACUAAAGCGUAUCGAAUGCAAUCCCGUCGCUGGAGCGGUGCGUGUUUUGGCUUCUAA
Messenger RNA from Plasmopara halstedii, 2139 nucleotides. Its product is annotated as Kinesin (KAR3 subfamily). The record is from RefSeq and is a predicted model, not a curated record. The transcript has 5 exons. Bases 1 to 2139 code for a protein of 712 amino acids. Gene Ontology annotation, molecular function: microtubule binding; ATP binding; microtubule motor activity. Lineage: Eukaryota; Oomycota; Peronosporomycetes; Peronosporales; Peronosporaceae. Gene Ontology annotation, biological process: microtubule-based movement.